Morone saxatilis (striped sea-bass) is the source of this 1518-nucleotide messenger RNA. RefSeq names its product phospholipid phosphatase 4 (gene plpp4). The transcript is spliced from 7 exons. Gene Ontology annotation, biological process: phospholipid metabolic process. Gene Ontology annotation, molecular function: phosphatidate phosphatase activity. The record is from RefSeq and is a predicted model, not a curated record. NCBI's taxonomy places the organism in Eukaryota, Metazoa, Chordata, Actinopteri, Moronidae. Bases 205 to 1062 code for a protein of 285 amino acids.
CCGAGGGGACUGAAACAGACGGAGACCAGCGGAGAGGCGAGGAUAAAGGAGAGACUGCUUCAGGUGACCGAGUCGCAAUGGAGGCGCACGGCAUGUGUGAUCAGAGCACCGCGUCUGGAAGCGCUCGCUGUGCAAAGUGAGCAACCUUCAGAACUGACCAGGACCUGCCUUUGUCCAUUUCACUUGACGGAUUAUCUCAGCAUCAUGAACGUGUCACCCCCGGACCGGAGGAAAAACAUGCGAGAGCUGGCUCUGGAGAUUGGCAUCCGAGUUCUGCUUUUCGGAGUUUUUGUAUUUACAGAGUUCCUGGAGCCCUUUGAGAGAGUGAUUCAACCAGAGGAGCUUUGGCUCUACAAGAAUCCUUUAGUUGAGUCAGACCACAUUCCCAAGAGGGUCAUGUUCGCAAUUUCAUUCCUUACCCCGUUGGCGGUGAUAUUUGUGGUAAAGAUAAUUCAGAGGACGGACAAGACAGAGAUCAAAGAGGCAUGUUUAGCUGUGUCCCUGGCUCUCGCCCUGAAUGGAGUCUUCACAAAUACUAUCAAGCUGAUUGUUGGCAGACCCAGGCCCGACUAUUUCCAGCGCUGUUUCCCAGAUGGACAAGUAAAUGUGAAGAUGCUGUGCACCGGGGAGCCAGAUCUAGUCUCAGAGGGACGCAAAAGCUUCCCCAGCAGUCAUUCCUCCUUUGCAUUCUCCGGUCUUGGCUUCACCUCCUUCUACCUGGCAGGAAAGCUGCAGUGUUUUACGGAUCAGGGUCGAGGGCGUAGCUGGCGCCUCUGUGCCAUGGUGCUGCCUCUCUACAGCGCUAUGAUGAUUGCAUUGUCCCGGACCUGCGACUACAAACACCACUGGCAAGACGCCUUUGUUGGAGGAGUGAUCGGGUUGCUCUUUGCGUACAUCUGCUACCGCCAGCACUACCCACCAUUUCUGCACAUGGACUGCCACCUGCCUUAUGCCAGUCUGGCUGCUGCCGCCCACGCGCCCUCGCAUCCAGAGGACGACCCGCAGCCCACUGACAAUGCCACCACCCUUCCCCUGGAGGGCUUGACUGAAGGGCCAGUAUGACUAGUGGCCACCACCGAGACUCCCCCCAACACCCUUACCAAGCCACCAAGCCAACCUCAUUCCCAGUGACUGACUGCCACUUGUAAACAUUCCAGUGGACAGAAAUACACCUCGCCCAUCUCCAUACUUGUAGACCUCGUCUCGGUGACACCUACAUUCUUUUGUGUUUGUUUGUUUUUUUCUAUAUCUGGUUCUUGCUCAGCAGCCGUGAAAGUCUAUAUUUAGAUGUGAUGUAUGAGAGGAACCUAUGAAUAUGGGACAUCACCGCUGAGAGGGAAGAGAGAAAACAUGUUCAAAUCCUGAAAAAAACAAGUCUUACUAAUGGGUGUGAAGAAAGAUGAAAAUAUUGCCAGUUUUUGAUGGAAUUUUUUGCUUAAUGACAAAUGUGGUUGGCAGGUUGUUUUAGGGCUGCAGUGUAUUUAAUGAUUGGGACAGCCAGCUGGGGGAGACCCACGA